This is a messenger RNA of Cuscuta campestris, 935 nucleotides long. The record is from the annotation of a GenBank genome assembly. Lineage: Eukaryota; Viridiplantae; Streptophyta; Magnoliopsida; Solanales; Convolvulaceae.
AUCGAGGAGAAGUUCUUCACGGCGAUGAAGAAGGACGGCUCCUACCGAACCCGUGACCAACUCACUUCCAAAUGGGGCCACAUCAACAAAAAAGUCCAAAAGUUUAUGGGAGUAUACGAGGAAUGCUCCCGGUCCCGGAGGAGCGGCACGAACGACGCCGAUGUUCUCCGGCUUGCCACGACCCGGUAUCAAGACGACGGGAACCAAGGCAAGGUGCCCAUCGAUCUUUGGAGGAUUUUGAGUCGUUCCCCGAAGUGGCAACAACUCAACAAUCCCGACGGCGGAUCGUUCCGGAAAAGAUCCACCGUCGACGCCGAGGUUGAGGUCGACGAGACCAUUGGUUCUACCGAUCAANUACGAGGAAUGCUCCCGGUCCCGGAGGAGCGGCACGAACGACGCCGAUGUUCUCCGGCUUGCCACGACCCGUGGCAACAACUCAACAAUCCCGACGGCGGAUCGUUCCGGAAAAGAUCCACCGUCGACGCCGAGGUUGAGGUCGACGAGACCAUUGGUUCUACCGAUCAAAUCUCUUCCUUCAACGUUGCGGCUUCCGAUGACGAGGACCCCAUUCCACGGCCGAUCGGAAGAAUGAAGGCAAAAUCCAUUGCCUCUGGUUCGGGAGGGUCCGCCUCUGUUUCCGCUUCUCCCCGCGACGAAAUCGGUCUGGCAAUGGUUGAACAACUUCGGGCGUUCAAUCUCCAAGAACAGGAGAGGUUGAAGCUUAAAGAGAAGGAGUUGAAGCUAAAGGAGCAGGAGGCCGAGAUGAAAGUCAUGCAAACCGACCCCGGGACGUUGUCGGAGUUUGGACGAAUUAUCUACGAGCAAAGAAUGAGAGAGAUCAAGGAGAAAUAUAAUUUUCCUUAGUUUUUUUAUUAAUGUAUCUUUUUUUUAAAAUUAUUGUCACUUUUUUUAUUUAAUUAAUGUGUUUUUUUAUU